AUGGUGCCAGUCUCUAACAGAGCGGGAGUGGAAACCACGGUUCGGAUAGCAUUACAGCUAGAUGAUGGCUCCCGUUUGCAGGACACUUUCCUCUGCCAACAGACCUUGUGGGAACUUCUCAACCAUUUUGCAAAGAUCAGGGAGCUGAUGGAACAGCACAGUGAAUUCUCUCCAGUCUGUAUUUACAUGCGAGAUGAGAUCUCGGGGAAAGAUGCCCUGGAGAAGACAACACUGAAGUCACUUGGCCUGACUGGAGGCAGUGCCAUUGUCAGAGUUGUCAUGAAGAAAUGCAGUUCAUCUGGUCAGGAGGAAGCUGUGAGUGCCACAGUGCCUUGUAAUGAGCCAACAGUGAGGCCAGACCCUAUGGAAGGAGCAGUGGAUGUGUGCCUACCUCAAGCAAACACAUUCCCAGAGGACUUGGACCACAGGGAUGUGGCCAUGUCUUUAAACAGCUGCACAGACAAGCAAGACUCGAUUAGAGAACCUCAUGCUAGCUCAGAGGAGCCUCGGCCUUCCUCAGAGCCUGAGCCUGCCCCAUUUGUCCCUUUCGCUGGAGGUGGACAGCGCCUGGGGGACUCUUCUGUAGCUGCACCAUCUUUGGGGUUAGAUACACCACCUUCAAAACUGCCAACAACUUCUUCCAGCCCUGGAGGCCCUUCUAAGCCAAAGAAGUCUAAGAACAGCCAAGAACUGCAGAAGGAGCAAGAACAGCUUGUAGAACGAGAGCCACUCGUGUGUCACCUAGACCUACUGGAACCACUUCCUGAUGGUCCAGAAGAGCUUCCUGAUGAGUUUUUUGAAGUCACAGUGGAUGAUGUACGGAAACGUUUGGCACAGCUGCAGAGUGAGAGGAAACGCUUGGAAGAAGCUCCACUGAUGACAAAGUCUUUGAGGGAGUCUCAGCUGAAGGAGAAAUUGGAGCGUUACCCAAAGGUGGUGUUGAGAGUUCAUUUUCCAGACCGCCACGUGCUGCAGGGCUUCUUCCAUCCCAGUGAAACUGUUGGCAUUUUGAGAGACUUUGUGAGAAGCCACCUCGCCGAUGCGGAUUUGCCAUUUUACUUGUUUGUUGCACCUCCCAGAAUCAUCUUGAACGAUGAAAACCUGACACUGUUUGAGGCUAAGCUCUUUCCAACUGCUGUCAUUCAUUUUGGAUCUGAUGAGUGCAGGGCUUGUUACCUGAAACCUGACCUGCUGAGCUCUGCAGUUUCCCCUUCUGCAGCUGAUUUAUUAGUAGCCAGGUAUGUUGGGACUGGAGUUGCAAAUGCCUGAGUAUUUCAGGGAUGGGAGGCAUGA
Molecule: messenger RNA, 1293 nt
Organism: Acanthisitta chloris (rifleman)
Lineage: Eukaryota; Metazoa; Chordata; Aves; Passeriformes; Acanthisittidae
Gene: ASPSCR1
Product: alveolar soft part sarcoma chromosome region, candidate 1
Molecular function (GO): protein binding
Source: RefSeq, a predicted model, not a curated record